GUGGGCGGGGCUAGCUGGGAAAGCAGCGCUAGGUUUUGCUCCGUCAGUAACACAUGUCAGGGUAGAGAGAGCGGAGGGCUCACACGGGGAAGCAGCAGCAGUAAUAGUAUUACAAGGAGCAGCAGCAGCAGCAGCGGAAAGCGGCGGACCUCCCGAUCGGUGCACACGGCUGGACUGACCCGUAGGACUGUGUGCUCCGGACUCCUGGGACUUCUCCGGAUAACUUGCGGCUGUGUAGAGCCGAGGAUCUGUCCGUGUUGGAGGAGCUGGCUGGGAUCGCACAGCCGCCUUAUCUGCGGCAGCUAGCAGUGGACGUGUGAGAGUUCUGUACGGAGCCUGAGUGGAGGGGGCCGGAGAGAUCAUGGUGAACCCAGGUAGUAGUGCCCAGCCACCCCCGGUGACAGCUGGCACCCUCUCCUGGAAAAGAUGUGCCGGAUGCGGCGGCAAGAUCGCAGACCGUUUCUUGCUCUAUGCCAUGGACAGCUACUGGCACAGCAGGUGUCUCAAGUGCUCGUGCUGCCAAGCUCAACUUGGGGAAAUCGGUACCUCGUGCUACACAAAAAGUGGGAUGAUCCUGUGCAGAAAUGACUACAUCAGGUUAUUUGGCAACAGUGGCGCAUGCAGUGCUUGCGGACAGUCCAUUCCAGCCAGCGAAUUGGUCAUGAGGGCACAAGGGAACGUGUAUCAUCUUAAGUGUUUUACGUGCUCAACUUGUCGGAAUCGCCUUGUCCCAGGGGACCGGUUUCACUACAUCAAUGGCAGUUUAUUCUGUGAACAUGAUAGACCUACAGCUCUUAUCAAUGGUCAUUUGAAUUCACUUCAGAGCAAUCCACUACUGCCAGACCAGAAGGUUUGCUAAAAGGUUGUACUAAAACAGAAAGUGUGCCUUCAUCUCAAGUUCUUUCAUCGCAGAUGGAUACCAUAUGUCUCCAGUAGACAAGUCACCUUUUGUAGCUAGCAUCCGUGCCAGCUUCAUGCCAUUGCACCUUUUUUUCCUCUUCUUGGUUGCCCUUCCCACAUUUCUUGGUGUAUGAAAAUGACUGAAGACCUAUAAUAAAAGGACUCCAUGAUCCAGGCUAAUGGGGAGACUGAGAUUAAAAAAAACGAAACGCGUGGUUUCACCAGAGGACUUAUUCACGAGGGGUGAAAAUGACUCAUGAAUUCAGUUUCAAGAUGCAUUUAAAAACUGCUUACCCACCCUCAUUACCGAUUUAGCAGGGCACUUGCCAGCAUUUGCACCCUUACCCUUGACAACACUCUACUCACUCUUUGUAUAUUUUCUUGUGCUGUGAGGAAGAUUGUUCAUUCAAGCUGAACAUAAGAUAAAAAGGGGAGUUGUAGCUUUUGUGGUACUUUAUCACAAACACUUUUGAAAGUUUCUCUCUGUAAAAUACAAUGUACGUAUGCAUGUAUGUGUUAUUUUAUUAUUAUUAUUUUUUUUUUUUUACUUUAAUUUUCUUUGUUUUUGUCCUAUCGUUGCUACUUCCCAUUGCGAUAAAGGGAAGGGGCGGGAAAAGAAUCUGCUAUUGUGUAGAAAUUUUCACCUACUUGCUGAUUGAAGAUAAAACUUUUAUUUGUGAUAUUUUCAGAGACUUGCUCUAGUAUGGUGUAUUUAAGUAAUAAAAGAUUAAAAUGCUAUUGUUAA
Rana temporaria (common frog) is the source of this 1645-nucleotide messenger RNA. It is a transcript of the gene LMO4, whose product is annotated as LIM domain only 4. The coding region runs from base 362 to 859 and encodes 165 amino acids. The transcript has 5 exons. NCBI's taxonomy places the organism in Eukaryota, Metazoa, Chordata, Amphibia, Anura, Ranidae. The record is from RefSeq and is a predicted model, not a curated record.